AUGACCGGACAACUCGCAUCCUGUGACGUGCUUCUGAUGGUCAUGGACCUCUCAUGCCCGCGCACCGUUGCGGCGAUGAUGCGGACUUGUCGCGCACUCUACGACGACCCAAAGGGCCCAUGGCUGCUACCACACGACGGCGUCACUCUUGCAACGGACACAGAAAUCCUCUCACUUUCAGCCUUUAUGUUCGCGGGUCCUACCACUGCGCGCUUCAACUUCCUACGUACACUCACCGUUGCGGGGGGCGACUUUCACGAAGGCGCUGUGGGUGCGCUGACCGCGAUCCUCACACACGCGUCCCUCAACAUUCAUACGCUGAUUAUCCAUGAUGCGGAGAAGAUCCUUGGCUGCGACGACCUCGUGACGCUCGCCAACAUUGACAACAACCUGAACCACGACACAUCGCGUCCCAAACCAUCUCUCCUCCGCGCAUUCUCUACUCUCACCACGCUCAAGCACAUCACGAUGUCCUCCAUUGGCCAGAAUGGGCGCAAGCUUCUGAGCCUCCUUCCAUCUGGACUCAUAUCCGCCUCUCUCACGUUUGAGCCUCUUGGCUGGGGGCGGGCUUCUCCUGGAGAAGCAGAUGCACGAAACCCAGCCGUGCAUCUGGCUGGCUCUGCGGAAACUCUGGAGGUACUCGAGGGCUCCUGGUUCGAUGCGGCGCCAGUCGUUGGCCAACAUCCUAUCGUGUACCCACGUGUGCGCCGCCUCUGCGCUAGUUACAGCGCGCGAGAUGUUGUGGCCUUGGCGACCGUUGGGUACGCGUACAUAUUCCCAAACGUCGAAUUCCUCGCGCUCACGGCCCAUUGGAAGCCACCCUCUUUCGUCGACGGCCCACACUAUGCUACACGCCAGGCAAACCGUAGGCACCAGGCAAAGUACGGCGGCUGGAGGCAGCUGCGUGUCGUCGAAGGUGGGAUCGAGGACGUGUGGGCACUUGGUCUGAUGCGCCAUGUGCGUGUGCUGCGGGUGAUGGGGGGCGUUACACCGGACCGGGCUCCGUUGUUGCAGGAGGUUCUGGCGGACGUGCAGCCCGCUGAGCUUGUAUUCACCGCCACUGCCUAUCAUCUCUGUGCAACCAAGAACUUACCGAUAUGGUCGUCGCCCGAUAGCGCAAACCCCUUGGAAGAAGUGAACCUGGGGGACGAAAUGGAGGAUAUUUUCGAGGCAUUCGCGGCGGCCAGACUUCCCGAAUUGCGCACGCUCAAACUCACCCUUUCAUAUGCACGCCGCAUAGUGUCGGAACGGCGAGGAUCGUGGUUGUCACUUGCAGAGUCUUACCUCAAGUACGUCGACGAGGACCAGUGUGCCGAGCGCCUCAGGGAGGACAUUCCAUCUCUGGAGAGUGCCGUGGUGAAAAUUCUCAAGCAAGAUGGCUGA
Messenger RNA from Trametes versicolor FP-101664 SS1, 1383 nucleotides. RefSeq lists its product as uncharacterized. The coding region runs from base 1 to 1383 and encodes 460 amino acids. The transcript is spliced from 3 exons. The record is from RefSeq and is a predicted model, not a curated record. NCBI's taxonomy places the organism in Eukaryota, Fungi, Basidiomycota, Agaricomycetes, Polyporales, Polyporaceae.